GGAAUUCAUAGAAACGGUGAUCGAAAAAUGUCUCUGACGGGCGUUAAGAUGUCCGAAGAUGUCUGGUUUACUUGCCUCACUCAUGCAUUGUCCACGGAGACUGAAGAAAUCAUGGGACUUCUCCUUGGCGAUAUUGAGAAAAUGGUAGUGUAACUGCACUAAUUUGGGGAGCAUCGCCUCAGACGCGGUCUGACAGAAGGAAGGACCGCGUGGAGACUCAUCCUGAACAAUUGGCUGCUGCAUCUGCCCAGGCUGAGAUAUCCUUCGCUUCUUUUAUCUUUAUGAAAUUCUUCAUCUUCUAGACAUUGUCCUAUUCUUCUCAGUUCAUGUUGAUGCAUCCUCUGUAGUGCAUCUUCUUUUACUUUAUCAUUUAAAUCCAUUAUUUGUCAAUGGUCUUGACAAAUGAAAAUAUUUAUACUAUGAGCCCUAGGGAGUGGCCCCAUUGGCUUAGGCCUGCGGUCUCUGAGUGACACCUAUCUAAAGAUCAUCUAUUCAAAUUUUCGGGCGAGUUUAAUAAAGAAAACCUUUGAUGUCUCUAGAGUCUAGGCCACCUUAGGGUGGGUACAAACUUUGAGAAAAACAAGUACUAUGAUGAAGAAUGUUUUUGUAUGGUAUAUGUUUAAAUUAUUGGGGAUCUAGCAAAGUGGAAAAUAAGAAAGAAAAAAGUUCUAUUGAACAAUCAGUUUCCUAGUUUAAUAUAGUUUUUUACUGGUUAUAAGAGGAAUAGAGGAGGUUGUUCUAUGGGGCCUUGUUAAAUUUUAUGAGUGAUCGAAUUUCAUUAUGUUCUCUACUUUUGAGAGUAGAAAAUGGUAGAAACUGAUUUUUAAAACCAUUGCUAGCUUUGUGAAGCAGUUUAACGUAAGUAGGUUAAUUAUGCAAAUUUGAAGAUGAGUAGUUUGUUACUUGUUUUUUUAAAAAAAAAAAAAAAUCAAAACCCGAAUGAAUCUUUUGGUUAUUUGUUCUUCCACUAGUGAUUAAAUCUAUAUGAAGUUAUUUUUAUUUUUUUCAAUAUUGUUAUAUACUUAAUUUUAUAGAACAGAAUGACAGCAAUGACUGGGAGAACAACAAGAGUUAUUGGGUGGUACCAUUCACAUCCUCAUAUUACAGUGCUUCCUUCACAUGUUGAUGUUCGAACUCAGGGGACAUAUCAGCUCCUUGAUUCUGGGUUUAUUGGGCUGAUAUUUUCCUGCUUUAGUGAAGAUGCAAAUAAGGUUGGAAGAAUUCAAGUUAUUGCUUUUCAGUCCUCGGAUGGGAAGCAAAAUCACCAAUCAAGACCUAUUUCUUUGUCUCCUGUAUAUCGAAAUUCAGUGAUUGAUGUUGAAUCUUCAUUGAGUUCCUCUGAUAACUUAUCAGCAAAUGUGGGCUAUGGACCAAGGGAGAGUCCUGAACAGGAUACUGGUGAUUCAAUGAUUGCUGGAACUCUUAAGGGAACUGGACGAUCUUCGGAGUUGGGUUAUUUCUUUGCUAAUGCUGACACCAACUAUCAAGGAAAAGGGAAAAUCGGAGGAAGCUAUCUUACUAAGAAUGCAAACAGCGGAAUUACUGAUAUUGAUCCAAUGGACUUGUCUGAAAGUAUGCAAGAAGCAAUGCACCGCUCAAAUAUUGAAAUGAGUGCUGCCGCAUUCUCAAGGAAGGAGAUUCCUCUUCAUGUUAUGCCAACUGCCUCGCUCAUAAAGCUUGAUUCACCAUUAAUGUCUUUUACAGAUUUACAGCAGGUUCUGUUUGAAGAGGAGAGAUCAGCUUAUAACCAAGCCGUCUUGUAUAAUAUGAAGGAUGGGAAAGUGCAUCCGCUGACAUUCAUACAUCACACAUCAACAUAUCAGGCUUCAAUGUGCAAGUUGAUUGAAUAUUGUGUUAGUCCUGUCAUAAGUGCACUUCAGGACCGUGCAAAAGAGAAUGAAAUUCGGUUAGCUUUGCUGGCUGAGGAAGCCAGGAAUUUGGAAGUUGAGGCUGCAAAAGCAAACGAGUCAGUCCCAGGAUCACCUCACCAAGUUCAUGGAUCUCGAGCAAGUGCUUCGACAAAUCCCAGGGACUUAUAUCCUUCAACUGCAUCUGUUGGUGCACGAAGUGCAGGAAGCUCCAUUCACCAGAGUAGAAAGGGGUUGUGAUGAUUUUUGCACCAACGACUUGUUUUCCGAAUUCCCGAAAGCCCGUAUUAUAGCAUUCGGGUGCUUUUGUGUGCAUAAAAACGAUCUGAAGUAUAGAAGAGAGGUCAAAUGGCAUUCAUUCAAGGUACCAACAUUUCAUCUUCAUGAUAUUAGAUACCGUCUAAAAAUGGGUUUUGAUCGGGUAGUAGAAGCAUGCUGUUGAAUCCACUUAUAUCAGUAUGGAUAAGUUGCAAAUUAACAGCAGUCUAGAUGUGUAUGCUUUCUGAUGACCAAAAUGAAGUUUCAGCAGCAAUGCAAGAAAAUUCAUGAAAGUGGUCUCUUUUUUUGCUUUCCCUAUAGUGUAAAGAAUAGGGAUUAAAUGUGCAUCACAAUGAACACGUAGUUUUU
This is a messenger RNA of Cucurbita moschata (crookneck pumpkin), 2495 nucleotides long. RefSeq names its product lys-63-specific deubiquitinase BRCC36-like. Gene Ontology annotation, molecular function: metallopeptidase activity; polyubiquitin modification-dependent protein binding; cysteine-type deubiquitinase activity. NCBI's taxonomy places the organism in Eukaryota, Viridiplantae, Streptophyta, Magnoliopsida, Cucurbitales, Cucurbitaceae. Gene Ontology annotation, biological process: double-strand break repair. Bases 1041 to 2108 code for a protein of 355 amino acids. Gene Ontology annotation, cellular component: BRCA1-A complex; BRISC complex. The record is from RefSeq and is a predicted model, not a curated record. The transcript has 9 exons.